This is a messenger RNA of Mangifera indica (mango), 947 nucleotides long. RefSeq lists its product as uncharacterized. The record is from RefSeq and is a predicted model, not a curated record. The transcript is spliced from 3 exons. NCBI's taxonomy places the organism in Eukaryota, Viridiplantae, Streptophyta, Magnoliopsida, Sapindales, Anacardiaceae. Bases 182 to 730 code for a protein of 182 amino acids.
GAGCCGCUUUGGUGGUUGAAAGACUACGGUGGACCGUCAUUCUCAAUGUGAGGAUAAUUUAUGGCAGAUAUUGCCUACCCAAAUUAUUCUCCACCGCUCCCACUGUUUUGCUUAAUUCAAUACAUCACUCACUCUACUCACACUCCCACCUUUUCACUAGUAAAAUUCUACUGAUUUCCAAAUGAAGAACAAUUCUUCAUCGCCCACUUCUUCUACGUCAACACCUGUAUCGGUUUCCCUGAAGAGAGAUAGGUCCUCUUCUGCUUCUUUGUUGGGGAACAGUGGUUACAAAUUCUGGGUUUUAUCCGCUAUUCUCCUCCUGGCCUUCUGGUCUAUGUUCACCGGCUCUGUUUCUCUCAAAUGGUCCUCCGGCAACCUUACCAGAUUCUCUAACGACGUUGAUUUCUCUAUCGACGAGGAUCUCGACAUUCUCGAAGUGGAGGAGAGAAAGAAGAUGGUGAGGCGAAUGUGGGAUGUGUACACGCAUGGCAGUAAUGUUCGUUUGCCUCGUUUUUGGUCAGAGGCCUUUGAAGCUGCUUAUGAGUACUUGACCAGUGAUGUCCCCGGCGUUCGAGACGUUGCCGUUUCGGAGAUUGCCAAGAUGUCCUUUCGUUCCCACAAACUUGACUCACUUCCUGUUAAAUCCAAGAGUUUAAGAGAAGCAGGAAAAGAUGGGAUUGGGAAGGAAGCUGAUAAAAUAAAAGAGGUGAUUACGGUAGCUAGUAGCUAGAAAAAUGAAUUCUGGAAAACUCUUGAGCUUUUAGAAAUGAAGAUGGCAAAGCCAUUGGUUGUAUGCAAUCUACUUAUGUUCUGGUCAAUUAAUCUGUUAUAGAUUUGUAUUUUAUCUCAGCCCACCCAGACCCAGACCGUUGCUUGUAAUUUAUGAAUGUGUAAGAAGGCCGACAAUUUGAAUAAAAAGUUUCAACAAAACCUUAGCUUCAGUUGUA